This is a messenger RNA of Boleophthalmus pectinirostris (great blue-spotted mudskipper), 4553 nucleotides long. RefSeq names its product ER degradation enhancer, mannosidase alpha-like 1 (gene edem1). Gene Ontology annotation, cellular component: membrane; endoplasmic reticulum. Bases 154 to 2070 code for a protein of 638 amino acids. Gene Ontology annotation, biological process: mannose trimming involved in glycoprotein ERAD pathway; carbohydrate metabolic process; endoplasmic reticulum mannose trimming. Gene Ontology annotation, molecular function: mannosyl-oligosaccharide 1,2-alpha-mannosidase activity; calcium ion binding. The transcript has 12 exons. The record is from RefSeq and is a predicted model, not a curated record. Lineage: Eukaryota; Metazoa; Chordata; Actinopteri; Gobiiformes; Gobiidae.
UCUCAUUUGUUGACAGGAAGCGUGUAAAGAGGAACCGCUACUACCCAGCUCAAGCUUUGAAUCAAGUUACAUCUAAUAAAGCGAGAUUUUCACAAACCCCUCACUCGGCGUGUGGAGGAAAAGAAUGUGUUUUAACAUCGUCCCGGGGCAAAGAUGCAAUGGAGGUCAUUAGUUGUGGGGCUAGUCGUUUUGAGACUGUCUCUCAGCUGUUUGCUGUGGCUAACGUUUGGACUGGGACCAGGCGUCAGUUUCGGAUUUAACUUUCAUCUAACUUUUAAUUUGCACAAACUGGACUUAUUAUUUCGUGAAGAAAAAGAUGUUGAGUCCAAAGGUAAGACUUGGUCUCAACAAAUACAAGGGAAGAAAUAUGAAGAGACGGCAAGUACCUGCGCUCAGGCGGGACAGCAGCCCAAACCGCCACGGUCCUACCUGGGACUGUUCCAGGGCAGACAGGACGAGUACGUCCGCAGAUACAGCUCGUUCCCGAACUCUCUCAAGACAAAGAUGAAGGACAUGGCCAGAGACAUGUUCUAUUUCGGAUAUGACAAUUACAUGAAAUAUGCUUUUCCCAAGGACGAGCUCAACCCCAUAGACUGUGAAGGCAGGGGACCUGACGUGCUGAACCCGUCAAACAUCAACAUUAAUGAUGUUUUGGGGAAUUAUUCACUCACAUUGAUAGACACCCUUGACACUCUUUUGGUCCUUGGCAAUGUUUCAGAGUUCCAAAAAGCUGUGAAGCUGGUGAUAGAUACAGUGUCAUUUGACAAGGACUCGACGGUUCAAGUAUUUGAAGCAAACAUCAGGAUUUUAGGCAGCCUGAUCUCGGCACACAUCCUCCUGACCGACCCCAAGCACCCAUUUGGAGAGGUGGGCUUUGAGGACUAUAAUAAUGAACUACUGCAUUUGGCUCAUGACUUGGCUGUACGUCUGCUCCCAGCCUUUGAGAACACAAACACUGGCAUUCCUUAUCCCAGGGUGAACUUGAAGACUGGAGUCCCCCCUGACAGCAUUAAUGAGACCUGCACUGCUGGGGCUGGCUCUUUGCUGGUGGAGUUUGGGAUUUUGAGUCGACUUAUUGGAGAUUCGACAUUUGAGUGGGUUGCCAGACGAGCUGUCAGAGCUCUGUGGAAGCUACGGAGCAACGAAACUGGUUUGUUAGGUAAUGUAGUGAAUAUCCAGACAGGACAGUGGGUUGGGAAGCAGAGCGGCCUUGGAGCAGGGAUGGACUCCUUCUAUGAGUAUUUACUGAAGUCAUACAUCCUUUUUGGGGAAAAGGAGGACUACAGGAUGUUCCAGUCUGCUUAUGAGAGCAUCCAGAACCAUAUGAGGAGAGGUCGUGAGUCGUGUAAUGAGGGAGAGGGAGACCCGCCUCUAUAUGUUAACGUCAACAUGUUCAACGGUGAAAUCAUGAACACUUGGAUCGAUUCCCUCCAGGCCUUUUUCCCGGGACUGCAGGUGUUGAAUGGAGAUGUGGAUAAUGCCAUUUGUCUGCAUGCAUUCUACUAUGCCAUAUGGAAGCGCUUUGGGGCCCUACCAGAGAGGUACAACUGGCAGCUGCAGGCGCCUGACGUGCUCUUCUACCCCCUGAGGCCUGAACUGGUUGAGUCCACCUACCUGCUCUAUCAGGCAACCAAAAAUCCUUUUUAUUUACAUGUUGGUAUGGAUAUUCUUCAGAGCCUUGAGAAAAAUGCCAAAGUCAGGUGUGGGUAUGCCACUCUUCACCACGUUGUUGACAAAUCAAAAGAAGAUCGGAUGGAGAGCUUCUUUCUCAGUGAAACGUGCAAAUACCUUUAUCUGCUGUUUGAUGAGGAGAACCCCCUGCAUAGGUCUGAUAAUAAAUACAUCUUCACCACAGAGGGACACGUGGUGCCCAUCGACAAGCGUUUCAGGGAGAGACAGUGGAGCGACCUGGGGCCCUGUGAAGAUGGAGCCCUGAGCGAGACAGGGCCGGUCACAUGGCAGCACAGCAACACCAGCAACUGUGACAGAAUACCAGAGGAGCGACGCUAUGCCCUUCCUUUGAAGAGUGUGUACAUGAGGCAGAUUGACCACAUGGUGGGGUUGUUUUAAAAACCAUAAAUCACCUCACCUCAGAAAAGAACAAAAAUAAUAGAACAAGGUUAGAAGGGAACUGUGACAACAUUCUGUACCUGGUCUGCUGCUUGUGAUUCACUCAAGAAAUAUUAUCAAGUCCUGGCCUUGUCAUCCAAACCUUAACACUUUUUGGGGCGAAGUAGGUCUUUAAAGAUGAGCUGUGUAACUUUUCUGUGGGUGAUCUUCCACCUGCUUUUCUUCAAACUAAUCAUAUUGCUUUGUUUGGAAUGUUCUACAGUAUGGCAUUACAAGUCUCCAACUCAAUGGAGACAUGCAGAUGAUGAUAUUUUUUUUUUUUUAAGUAUUUUUUAAAUUUCUCAAUUAAAGUACUUCUUAUUGAAUUAAUGCAAUAACCGCUCCAUGGAGAUGCAGGGACCCCCACCAGGAAAGUUACAUGAACUUUAAAUUUGUAUACCUCCCAAUUUUAGUAAGUUGUCUUCCUUUCAAUAACAGUCCUGCUAAACCAUCAGAGCUGUAGGUUUAGUAUUGGUUUUAGUUUAGUAAAGUUUACUUAUUGGAAUUUACAUUGCAUAAACUUCGCCCCAAAAGAGGACCAGACUAAUUGCUGGCUGGCCAGGCAAUAGGAAUACCUGAGAAACUAUUUAGAUUUGAGUGUGUGUUUGAGUAUUUAAUUUUGCUGCAGGUCAAUGGGUGAAUGAGUGAAAGACUUUUUAUUACAUUUGUAUUUUGUGUGAAUGUAUCAUUAUUAUUUUUGAACAAUGGAAACAGUGCCAAUAAGCAACAUUAAACAUUUAGUGGCCACUUUAUUAGAUACAUCACCGACCAGUGACGUGUGAAUUCAGUGAAAACUGUUCUCAACGGGUGCCUAGUGUCUCUUCAAAAACAAAAGUGCAUAAACUGGGGAUUCCAAAACCAAAUUGUGCAUAGAAUUGACUUUUAAUAAUGUAUUAUUUAAGUAUAACUUAAGUUUUACCAGGUUUAAACCAGGUCUAAACCACAUCUAAACCAAGUCUAAGCCAGGUCUAAACCACAUCUAAACCAAGUUUAAACCACGUCUAAACCAAGUCUAAACCAGAUCUAAACCAGGUCUAAACUCGGUCUAAACUGGGUCUAAAACAGAUUUAAAUCAAGACUAAAGAAAAGUGUAAACUAGGUGUAAACCAGUACUAAACCAGGAUUAAACUGGCAUUAAGCACUGUCUCUAAAAACUAAAUCAUCAAUGUGACAAUGUGAGUACCGCCAGCGGUCCCUGGACCACAGUUUGAGAACCAUUGUGUUAUAGAAAAAGGGCUGCAAUAAACUGGACAAGGCCUAUGCACCAUUUCCAUAACCCAGGUUGUAUUGUACUGUCAGUGUCUCAGUAGAAAUGUAUUGGUUUGGAUUUCUUUUUUUCUACCAUUUUAACUUGGUAAUUCGUUAAUAGCCAGUAAUGUUUUUAGGCUAUAGGCAUGUAGGCAUCUUGCUUCUUAUCAUAUAGCUGCGCUUCAACAAAUUUAAUAUUAUGGAUUUUUCUUAUUUUUAUUGAUCUAUUAUGAUCAAUAACCCAAAAUGCCCAAUAGAUCCUUCUACUAGAUUUUCCUUUUUAUCUACAUUCAAUCACUAAUUUAUCUACAAUCACUAACACUAUGUGAAUAAAAUAUUGCCUGGGAUCCAGAAUGCAUACUUCUCCAAUACUUCACAUACAGAUGUGAGUCUGGUCACUGUUAAAUCUCCCUGAGUUCAGAUGGGUGAGAUUCACUGCAGGGAUACACAUGGUCCAACUGUUUCAAAACAAAUAUGAGUACUUAUGAUGAAAAAAAAAGGGGUAAAAAUACCACUGGUAGUUAAAAAAAACUUUGCAGAUUUCUGUGACAGUGUGACAGAGGACCACAAUAAUACCGGUCUAUAAAAAUACAGAGAGAGAUGUUCCCAAAAUAUUGCAGUUUGUUGAUGUAGCGCUGCAGAAGAAGCAAACAGCUCUUACUUUAUUUGCUGUAUUUUAAAGUGCCUUCAAACUUUUUUUUAUUUUUUUAAUUUUUGUUAAAAGCCAUUGAUGUUGCACACAAUGUUGUUCGAUGUGUCGUGUCAGUUAAUACACAGACUUCUUUAAGUUAACAAAACAAACUAAUCUGUAAUCUGAAAUUUCCUUUUUGGAUUUGCUCUCAGAUUUUCUCUUCAGUUUUGCACAAUCUUUUUUCAUGUAUACUCAGGGCAGACCAAAUCUAACUCUUCUUUAUUGCCAAAAUGACCAUAUAUAUUUUUGGUCUGAUUGAAAUGACUGCUUUGACUUGAGGUACUCUGAAUGUCAAAAAUUGUUUCUUGUCAGGUUGAUUACAUUUGGUUAAUAGUUCUUUCUACAGAUCCUACCCGUUCUACACAAUAUAGUUUCAUUUAGCUAUGGAAAACCAUUGUCUUAAGUCUUGAUUUAAAAAUGUCUCAGGUUUUCUUAAAUCUGUGCAACAUUAGUUUUAUUGAAAUAGGGCUAAAAUUUGUAUUAAUAAAACAAAUUCUGAACAAGA